This is a messenger RNA of Mytilus trossulus (common blue mussel), 1728 nucleotides long. Its product is annotated as zinc finger protein 239-like. Bases 134 to 1153 code for a protein of 339 amino acids. Gene Ontology annotation, biological process: regulation of transcription by RNA polymerase II. NCBI's taxonomy places the organism in Eukaryota, Metazoa, Mollusca, Bivalvia, Mytilida, Mytilidae. Gene Ontology annotation, molecular function: RNA polymerase II cis-regulatory region sequence-specific DNA binding; DNA-binding transcription repressor activity, RNA polymerase II-specific. The transcript is spliced from 2 exons. The record is from RefSeq and is a predicted model, not a curated record. Gene Ontology annotation, cellular component: nucleoplasm.
AUUAUUUUUGGGUUUUCCAGAAUUUCCAGAAUUUGACAAAUCUGUGUGUUUUUUUCAAAGUGAAUAAACAAAGACACAACUUAUGGAUAUAGAGAUAAAAAACACAUCUGUGAACAGACUGUAACACUUAGUUAUGUCCAGUAAAGAGGCUACUGCAGACAAAGAGUUUCACCGAAAAAGUUCUUGUCUACGUCAAAUGAAAAAUCUUACUGGUAAACAACCUUACAAAUGUGAUGAAUGUUGUAAAGAAUUUAGUAGCAAAGGCAAUUAUAAUAUACACAAGAAAAUCCAUACUGGCGAAAAACCUUACAAAUGUGAUAUUUGUGGAAAAGGAUUUGUCCAAAACAGUAACUGUAAAGUUCACAAGAAAAUCCAUACUGGCGAAACACCUUACAAAUGUGAUAAAUGUGGAAAAGUAUUUGGUCAUAAAGGCAAUUAUAAUAUACACAAGAAAAUCCAUACUGGUGGAAAACCUUACAAAUGUGAUAUUUGUGGAAAGGAAUUUUGCCAAAAAAAUAUUUAUCAAAUUCACAUGAGAACACAUGCUAGCGAAAAACCUUACAAAUGUGAUGUAUGUGAUAAGGAAUUUGGUCAGAAAGGCAACUAUAAUGAACACAUGAGAAUUCAUACUGGGGAAAAACAUUUUAAAUGUGUUUUUUGUGAUCAAGAGUUUCACCGAGAAAGCGCCUGUCGAAUUCACAUGAGAAAGCAUACUGGUGAACAACCUUACAGAUGUGAUGUUUGUGGAAAACAGUUUCGCAGAAAAAGUAAUUGUCUAACUCACAUGAGAACACAUACUGGCGAAAAACCUUACAAAUGUGAUAUUUGUGAAAAAAAGUUUUGCAAAAAAGAUAAUUGUCUAAUUCACAUGAGAACACAUACUGGUGAAAAACCUUACAAAUGUGAUGAAUGUGGUAAAGAAUUUAGUACCAAGAGCAACUAUAAUGUACACAUGCAAAAACAUACUGGCGAAAAACCUUACGCAUGUUAUAUUUGUGGAAAAGAAUUUGGCCAAAGCAGUUCUUGUCGUACACACAUGAUAACACAUACUGGCGAAAAACAUUACAGAUGUGAUGUAUGUGGUAAAGCAUUUGGUCACAAAAGCAAUCGUAAUAAACACAUGAAAAUCCAUACUUGGAAAGAUAAGAUGUGAUAUUUUGAAAAAGAGUUGGCAGAAUCAGUAAUUGUCUGAGACAUACAAAAACAUAUACUGAUAAAAGAAGACCUAAAGUGUGACGUAUGGGUACAAGCUUUAGUUCCGACGGUUAUUAUCGUAAAGACAUUAUAACCCAUACUUGUGAUGAAUAAUUGCAUGCACAUUUACCUGUAUCGGUAAAUAAUUUAGUGAAAAAAGUCACUUUUAUAGGCACACGAGAAUUCAUGAAAUUUACAAAAGUGGUGUACAUGUAUGAAGACAGAUUUUGUACCUUUCCAGAUAAAUAUUGCCAAAUGGCUUCGAAUGGGAUUCCGUCUUUGGGAACGAUUCACAAUGCGGGGUACUAGCUCUUUAUUCACACACAAGUCGGCAGUUCAAUACAGUAAACAUAAACAAAUUGGUAAAGUCCAAAUUCAUUUAAUAAAGUCCAAAUAUAAAGUAUCAGUGUUACAACUUAGUUAAUUUAAACCAAAAACAAUGUAUAUGAUUGCGAUGGAAAAUCCGAACGCAGUUCAUGUGCUCUCGUUGGCAUAUCCAAACGGAGUCCUUAUAUACAAAUUUAUCUUUCUUUA